CCGCGGGCAGCCAUCGCAAGCGCAAUGCUUGAGCUGUCGCGUGCAUCGGAACCUUCCCGCAGCCUCAAUGGUCAUGAGCUGUGCACUAGUAGUCACUGGGGACACGAUGGGCGUAGAACUCCUCUUGAGGAGGCCCUGGCGGUGGCGCACAGCAGCGGGUACGUCGUGCCUUGCCUCGGCCCCGACCCCAUCCAUGAGACGCAGGGGAUGAACAACUCUGUGUGCGGCAACGGUGGUUGCAUCAUCGCCUCCAACUUGCACAACUCUGCGGAAGUGCUCCCGAGCAUGAUAGUGCAACUGGCGCGCCUGGCGCACGUCCUGGGGCCAGCCAACAUCCUCGUGUCCGUUUACGAGAGCGGCAGCACCGACGCCACCCGGGACUGGCUUGACUUACUUCGCGGCGUGCUCGGCGCGCUGUCCGUGCGCCACGUCAUCACCAGCCAAGGCAGCCUGACUCGAUCCAGGGGCCAGGACCGAAUCGCCUUCCUGGCCAGCGUGCGCCAGGCUGCGGUGGACCAGGCCGCCGCGGCAUGCGCCUCCAGCCGCUUCAGCCGCAGUGCUGGUGCCUGCUCCGCCUCGCGCCUGGUAUUCAUCAACGACGUCUUCUUCGCCGCAGCCGAUGUCGUACGGCUGUUGCAGUAUGGCGUCAAUACGGGUGGGGACGCAGCAGACGGCAGUGGGUACGACGUGGCGUGCGGUAUGGACUUCGAGCCCAUCCUGGCCGACCUGCCGCCGGCGAGGCAGCGGGACGCCAUGACGUCGCACCUGCAGCGCACCUGGGGCCUAGCCGAGCCCACCGCCGCCCGCCUUUCCACCUGGCCGCUGGCCUUCCGCUACUGGAAGAAGGCCUACCGCCGCGCGCCCUCGCUGCUGCGCUCCCUUCCGCUGCUGUUCUACGACAUUUGGGUGGCGCGGGACCUCACGGGCGCCCGGCUGCACCGCGCCGCGCCCUACGUCGCCCACGCCGCCAGCGCCAAACGGCUGCGUGCGGGGCUGCCAACCGAGGUGUACUGCUGCUGGAACGGGCUGGUGGCGCUGGCGGCAGAGCCGCUGCUGCCCGGGCGCAGCGGCGGCAGCGUUAGGUUCCGGGCCGGUGACGUGGCGGUGGGCGAGUGUGCCGCCAGCGAGUGCAGCCUGCUGUGUGAUGACCUGCGGCGGCUUGGGCGCGGCGCGGCGGUCAUGGACCCGGGGGUGCGAGUGACAUACCGGCGGGUGGCGGCGGAGCGGCUGUUCGCCAGCAGGGAAGGAACGGAUGGAGCUAGCGUUGACGCUGGCAGCAGUACCAUUAGCGGAGCUGCCGAUGAUGACUACACGGGGAUUGAGAUAAACAGCCGCGAGGAGUGGAGCGCAGGAGUGCUUGCGGACCUGGCGGCGUGGCGGCGGCAGCACGUGAGCGCCGACGUGCCGCGCAGCGUGGAGUGCUGUGGCCUGAGGCCCGGCAGCGAGGGAGUGGACUUUGAGCACGGUUGCAGCCGCGUCCCGGCGCCGCGCGGCCCGGCCGCGCCCUGAGGCGGAGCUCUCGGACACUGUCAUGCUGGCACCAUACCAGGUGGCAUGUGCAGGGGCGAGGCAGGGGGCGUCAGACGCAGCGUCGCGUGCUUUGGAGUUCGUGCGCAAACGGGAUGACAGCUGCAGGCAGCAGGCGUGCGCUCUGCUUGCAGCGCGAGUGAGUGAGGCACGUGCACGCGACCGCGCUGGCCAUGUGCGUUAACACGUGAGGCCCUUCUGCACGGGGCUGUUGUGCCGCUUGGUGACGCCGGUGCAGCAGCAGCGCUGUGUGUUAUGGUGGGCCUCUGGAGUCCGGUGCGGCCAUCCACGGCCCCGGCAGGACGCCUGACGUUGAAUCCGACGAUUCUGGCACAGAAUGGAUGCAAGAUACUGGCGCUGGCGUAGGCAGCAUUCUUUGUACAAGGUGUUCACGAGCGGCUCAGGACUGGGGCACACAGUAGCUGGCUUCGUGGUGUGGCUUCGGUUAGGGGAUUGUGAAAGCCCAUCCGGGCGUAAACCAUGCGGUAGUUGCAACGGCGUAGCUGUGAGGCCGCCGCUUUGAGGACGACGGAGGACGUCGCCGCCAGGCCCUAUCCAGCUCCACGUUCCAGACCUGUACCCCCAGCACUGAUGUGCGACUCCGCCUUUUAGUAAUGCCUUCAG
Molecule: messenger RNA, 2151 nt
Organism: Chlamydomonas reinhardtii
Lineage: Eukaryota; Viridiplantae; Chlorophyta; Chlorophyceae; Chlamydomonadales; Chlamydomonadaceae
Exons: 3
Coding region: 208-1509 (433 amino acids)
Source: RefSeq, a predicted model, not a curated record